Molecule: messenger RNA, 431 nt
Organism: Cetraspora pellucida
Lineage: Eukaryota; Fungi; Glomeromycota; Glomeromycetes; Diversisporales; Gigasporaceae
Source: the annotation of a GenBank genome assembly
CCCUUGAAAUUGAAACAAAUGGACUUAAAGAAGCUUGUGAAGAACUUGGUGUUAUAAUUGUCGCGUGUAGCCCAAUAGGACGUGGUAUUUUAUCAUUCAUAGAUGAUUUUGAACCUGAUGACUUUCGUAAAUUCCUUCCUCGUUUUAUGGGAGAUAAUUUUACUAAAAAUUUAGAAUUCGUAAAAGAAAUUGGAAAGAUAGCCGAAAAGAAAGGUGUUACUCCUAGUCAACUUAGUUUAGCAUGGAUAUUGGCUCAGGGUGAAAACAUCAUUGCAAUUUCUGGUACUAAAAAAAUUAAAUAUUUGAAAGAAAAUGGACAUCCUGCCAAUGCUAAGUUAACCAUUGAAGAAUUAGCUGAAAUUCGAAAAAUUAUUGAUUCAAUUGAAAUUGCCGGCAAUAGACCAUCAAACGAUUUUAGUUUACAAAAAUAA